Messenger RNA from Daktulosphaira vitifoliae (grape phylloxera), 4171 nucleotides. Its product is annotated as armadillo repeat-containing protein 2. NCBI's taxonomy places the organism in Eukaryota, Metazoa, Arthropoda, Insecta, Hemiptera, Phylloxeridae. The transcript is spliced from 12 exons. Bases 497 to 2800 code for a protein of 767 amino acids. Gene Ontology annotation, biological process: cilium organization. The record is from RefSeq and is a predicted model, not a curated record. Gene Ontology annotation, molecular function: protein binding.
CUGACAUGUUAUACAGUGUGAAGGUUGGUAAGCUUAUGUCUCAAAAUGGAGGUGUAGAAGACUUAUUUAAAGAAUAAAAUAUUAUUCUAUACUUUAAAAUUCUUAAUAAUAACAUUUUAAGUACCAAAUAUUUGCAAAGUUAAUAUUGCUUUAAAAUAAACUUUAUAAGCAAUAAAUAUCUUGGUUAUAAUUAAAUCACAUAUUUAUCUUAAAAAAAAAAAAAAAUAGAAAAAUCAAUAUCUUCUGUGCAUAACACAUAGUUGUUGUGUAAUUCCUUGGUUACAAUCCACCCUUAUUUGUGAACUAAUUCUUUAUAUUUCAUUUAUAUAUUCUCUAUGUGUAAAUUUUGUUUUAAUUUAACUGAGUAUAAAACUUAAAUCAAUUUUUUGCUUAAUGAAUAAUUUAGGUUCCCAAUUGUGAUAUUUUAAAAAUAAUUGAUAUGUUUUUUUACUGUGCUUAUAUUAGUUUUAAUUAAGAGCGUAUAUAUUACAUCACUAUGUAUGUCCAAUCAAAACUACCAAAAACAAGUUCUGAAAUAAUAAGUGAAGCUAAAGCGGCUCUUCAAAUGCCGUCGCAUAUUAAGCCGUUAAUGACUAACAGACCUUUUACACCUAGAGAGAGAGUUUUAUUUGGUAAUAAACGAGUAAACCGGCCAUCAAGUGUUCUAAAAUUACAACAAGUGCAGUUUCAAGAUAAGAAAAAUUCGAAUUGUACAAAAUUACCAUUAUUGGAAAAGUCCAAAUAUUUAAAUUACAUUGAAGAUGUAAAAAGACAAACUCGAAGCAGUCCUCCACAUGCAGUUAGAAAACGUUCCAAUUCAGAUUUGGCGUAUAACAAUAAAUUAUCCGAAAAAAAAAUAUCUUCUUUAUCAUUUCCUCUGUCGAUAGAUGCUCUAUUAAAGAAUCACUAUGAGCCAAAUUAUUACGAUCACGAAUAUAUGAGUCAUGAAAAUGAAAUUAAUGAAGCUCGUGCUUCGUUUUUCUCCACACAUCCUGAUUGUUUCUGUGUCAUCUCUUUGAUUGAGAAUACGAUGAUGAAAAAAAACUGGGAAAUCGGUGAAAUGUGCUCACUAUUAGACAAACUUGCAAAUGCAAUAAAACACGAACAUUUAGGAAUCAUUCGGGACGAAAAUAAAAAAUCGUUUAUACUACGAACAGUUUUUAGAUUAGCUAAUAGUUCUACAAACGACGAACUAAUUAUUCAUAUUCUAUUAGUAUUACUUCAGAUGUCAGUAUCCGGAAAAUAUUUAAUGACGGUGUGCAAAUUAUUUUUCAAAGUGUCCCGUUUGGAUAAAAACGAUCGGCUAUUUUUGGAGACCGAUGUGCUGAACCUUUUUGUCGAUGCUCUUGGAUUGGCUACUCCCAAUGAAGACGCCGAAUCUCUUAUCUAUGGUUAUGGCGCCCUUAAAUUUUUAACCAUGAACCCAGCUUUAAUGGAACGAGCUAUGAGUAACGGUUGCCUACCAUUAAUGCUACUUCAUUUAAAAAUGAUCAACUUGGAGCGAACAGAGAGACCGAAACUACCAGAAUCUAUUACCCAUGUAUUGUUUCAACUGACGGGUGCAUUAAGAAAUGUGAUUAAUAAUAGUGCAUUUUAUCCUGAGCUUAUAUCAUCAGGUGGUUUGGCUACUAUUUAUCGCAAUUUAGAGCUAUUUUCUGAUGAUAUUGACGUUAUCACAAACAUUUCUAGAAUUGUUAGUAUUUUAUCAACUGAUAAUAAGUGUUGUGACACUCUUGUGGAAUCUUGGACAAAUGUCUCUGUGCUCAUUUCUCUUCUAGAAAAAUAUCCUGACCAAGCUGAAGUAGUAGUUCGUAUUACAUACGCUCUGGGUAAUAUCCUGACCAAUAAUGAAAAAGCUAGAUAUCAACUAUACGAUCAACACUGUUCAGUUGGGACACUUUUAAACCUUUUACAAUUGUAUUUAGAAAAAGAUCUAAUAAGUUUAUCCCAAAAUUUUGAAUUAAAUUUAAUAAAUGACGUCUUAAUAAAGGUUAUUAGGGUCAUAGUUAAUAUGAGCAUACAGCCAGAAAUUGGGUCUAAGUUAGUUAUGAAAGCAAGUGAAAAUCAUUCAAUAUAUAAAGUAAAAGAAUGCGAACAAUUUUUGGACGCAUUGUUGACAGUUCUCCGACGUAAAUCAGUAGACGAGGACGAAGAAUUAGUUUACGCCGCUUUAGUUGCGUUAAACAACUUAUCAUACUUUGAUGAUAUGGGGAGUCACGGUCCAUUUUCUUCCCGGCAAUUGGACAUAACACAAGCAUUAAGUCUUAUGCUAAACACGAGAAAUUAUUCGAGUAAAGUGGAAGUAAUUAGAGUCUUUGGAAAUUUGACACGAUCAAAUAUUGUUCGUAACUACUUAUUGGAAACUGGUGGACUUCAAACGAUGACCAGCUAUUUGGAAAGUGGAAAUCGUGAACUAAUAAUCGUUUGUUGUGGUGUACUGGUGAAUAUGACAUCUGACAAAGAUAGUCGCGAAGAAUUUAAAAAUCAUGACGGCCUUAUCAAAAUAAUAAACAUCCUUAAGUCGUCAACUAAUCACGAUUGGAUUCUGUACGUUUUAAUUUGUCAAAUUUUAUGGAACGUAUGUUCUAGUAGUAAAAAUUUUCCCUGUAAUCCAAUGGACAUUUUGGAUAUUUUGAUCAAACUUACCGACGAAGAAAAAUUAUUCGGAGCGUCCUUGUCUCACGAUGAAGAAAAAUUGGUUGAAUACAAACAGUGGGAAGAUUUCGCUUCAGUGGCUACAAAUUUAUUGGAGUGGUUAGACGAGAUAUUAGACGAGUCUUCUGGAAAUAUAGAAAAAUAAUUUUAAUUAAAAAAAAAAAUAAUGUUUCUUUUUCUAAAUUCCAGGAAAUGUUUUACUUAAUCUUUAACUUUUUAAUAAAAUGUUUAAAAGUUUAUGUACGUUAUUGACACAAAAUAAUUUUAUAAACAAUAAAAGACAAUUUAAUUUAAACAUUGGCGUAUUCAAUGGGAAUGUAAUAGGGUUGUGACAAACACUUUUAAACAUGCAAAAUUUCAUUUCUUUUUCUUUAUCUUAUAAAGAUUGUCGAGGCUAAAAUAUAUCUUGUGUAACAAACUAGAAUUUUUUAUUGAUAUAAUUUAGAUAUGAUUUUACUGAGAGAAUAAACGAAUCAUAUUUUCUAGUAAAGAGCAAAAAAAUGGUUUUAACUCAUGUGUGUUGUGACGCCUCCUUGAUAAAAUUUUGCAUACGCCAAUGAAUAUAAAUUAUUUUUUAUAAAUGAUUUCCAAUUUUAAAUACAUAUAUAUAUAUAUAUAUAUAUAUUAGUACAAAUAUUGUUGUGUAGUAAUAAUUAAUAUAUAAUUAAAUUUAUACUUAACUUCAGUAUAAUUUUGUUAAUUUUAUCUACAAUCAAAUAGUAUUAAAUUUAUUAAUACAAAUUUAUCUUAGUAAUUAUUUAUAUGAACAACCUUUAUAUUAAUAUUUAAUCUAUUAUUAUUUUUUGUAACAACUUGUUAUUAUUUUAAUCUGAUAUUAUUUUAAAUGUUAUAUGAAUAACUAAUUAGGACUAGAAACAGUGAUGGAUUUAAAGCCAUUGUGCAUAUCCACUACAUUUUCAUUAAAAAAAGUACUCAAUAUACAUUUUAAAUCUAUAUUCUUAUAACCUUUUAUUUAUUUUUAUAAUAGUCGCGUCAUAAAAAUAUUUAGAGGCCAGAUCUACUCAGUUCAACGGCUUACAUCACAAUUAUAAAUUUUGGCUCUGUUAACUCUGCAAGUGACUGAGAAAAUAUAAACUAUAUCGUUUAGUAAAAGAAUCUUGUACAUUUUUAUGAUGAUUUAGGUUGUAUAUUAGGUGAUAAUUUAGGUUGUAUAGUAGAAAUUAUUUAUAUAAAAUUAUGAUUGUAAUUUAUUCGCAAGAUUUCUUUUAAUCAAAACAUUUCUCAGAUUUGCUGAUUAUGUCAAAUAUCUUUCUGCCUAGAGUAGGUAAAUCGUAUGUGAUAACACUCUGUUGCGCAAUCAAAAAAAAAUUUCAGGGGAUUUUAUUAUAUUCUGCAUCGCUAUUUAGGAAUUUGAAUAAGCAAAUAAAAAGGUAUUAUAAUAAUUAUUACGAUUAGGAUAGGAGCGGUUAAAAACCCCUGACCAUUUCCAAUUGGCCAUUGCUUUAUGGUUCCUGUUUCUAUGUAACACUACAGUAUAGUUUUUAUAUUUUAUGAA